AUGUGGUCUCAAAUCGUCUUAACUCUUUUUGUGGGACUCGCCUAUGCCUCUACAAAUCCAUCAUGGAAAGAAAAUACCGAAUAUGUAUAUGAAGUCAAUGGACGUACUUUGAGCAGUUUACACGAAGCUGCUGAUCAAUACUCUGGCGUAUUGUUAAAAGCUAAAUUGCACAUUGCCGUCUGGUCCGAAGACAAACUCCAAGGAAGAAUAUCUGAACCUCAAUAUGCUCAAGUUCAUACCAACUUACCAGCAGGUUGGAGAUCAGAAAUUCCAGAUUCUCAACUAAACUACAAACAAUUGUCUCUUAGUGAAAAACCUUUCGAAAUUAAAUUUGAAAGAGGUUUGAUCACAAAGCUGACUGUUGAAAAAGAGGUCUCUAAUUACGAAUCUAACAUCAUCAAAAGUAUUGUGAGUCAAUUCCAAUUGGACGUUCAAGGACAGAGUGCCACUCGUAGUCCAAUGAACAACUUGCCCAAUGGCGAAAGGAUGGACGGAGUUUUCAAGACUAUGGAAGAAACUGUUACCGGAAAAACUGAAACCCUAUACGACAUUCAUCCUCUUCCAGAAUACUUGUUGCAAAGUGAACCCUGGUUGGCUCCUCAAGAUAGCUUUAGAGGAGAAGGAGACGUUAUCGAAGUAAUCAAAACCAAAAACUUCACCAAUGCUGAAGAAAGACCCUCUUAUCAUUAUGGAUUUGGGAAAAUUGAAGAACAAGAACCCACCUACAACAAACUGGGUCAAUUUUUAAUUAGAGAAUCCAUUUCUCGUGCCAUCCUUACCGGCAAAUUAUCUAAAAACGUCAUUCAAACCUCCAGCACCGUUAACAAAAUCAUGGUUACCCCAUCAUCCGAAAAUCAACAAAUGGGAUCCAUUGUCAGUUUUGUAAACGUAACUCUUCAAGGUGUCCAAACCCAACGAAAACAACUUGAAGAAUUAUCCAACCCCCUUGAAAUUGGGGAUUUGGUCUACACUUAUGAGAAACCCUACUCAAGGAAUAAUCAAGUUCAUAAAAAAUUGCAAGGUAAACCCGAGGAAGACUCAUCCAGCGAGGAAAGCUCCGAAAGUUCUUAUAGAAGAUUCCGCCGUAAUGCCAUGUGGAAUCAACAAAGCGAAGAAAACUCUUCUGAAGAACAACAGCAACAACCAAGACCCCAAAUGUCACGUGCUCCUGAAUCACCACUUUUGCCAACCAUGAUGGGAUAUCAUGGCAAGUCCAUCAAGCAAAGCAGUGAAUUCAAUGUUCAACAAAACGUAGAAAAGCUCGUGCAAGAAAUUAGCGAAGAAAUACAAUCACCUGAAAAAAUUUUGAAAGAAUCCACUUUGAACAAAUACACCAUGCUAAAUACCCUCGUUCGUUUAAUGGACAAAGACGAAAUUGAAUCUGUUGCUCAACAAUUGUACACUCAAAACCAAGAAGGCCAAGAACGUCUUGCUUGGGCAGUAUAUCGUGACGCCGUAGCUGAAGCCGGUACCGCACCAGCUUUCUUGAACAUCCAACAAUGGAUCGAAUCCAGAAAAAUCCAAAAGCAAGAAGCGGCCGAAGUUGUUGCUACCAUGGCCCAUGCCAUCCGCUAUCCAACUGAAGAGUACAUGCGCAAAUUUUUCGAAUUAUCUACUAAUUCCCAAGUCAAACAGCAGGCCUAUCUAAACGAAACCGCCCUUUUGUCUUACACUGAGUUGGUUCACAAAGUGUACAUCAACAGGAACGAAUCUCAUAACCAAUUCCCAGUUCAUGCUUUUGGAAGCUUCUACACCAAGGAAGGUAGAGAAUUUAUUAAGUCUACUGUCAUCACACACCUUGCUCAACAUUUGGAACAAGCUAUUUCCAACGGUGACGCCCGUAAAAUCCAUAUAUACAUCCGUGCUCUUGGAAACAUUGGACACAAGAAGAUCCUUGAUGCAUUUGAACCUUAUUUGGAAGGAGACAAACAAUGCUCUCAAUUCCAACGUAUGUUUAUGAUCUGUUGCUUGGACCAAUUGGCUCGCAAUGAUCCUGAAGUUGCCCGGUCUGUUUUAUACAAAGUCUACCAAAACGCCGCUGAACUUCCAGAGCACCGUGUUGUCGCUGUGCUCCUUCUCAUCAAGACAAACCCAUCAGUCGAGAUGCUUCAACGUAUGGCUGAAAACACUAAUGUGGAUGUACAAGAGCAAGUCAAUGCUGCUGUCAAAUCUGUAAUUGAAUCUGCUAGCUCGCUCGAAUCUUCCAGUAACCAAGAUUUGAAGAAAGCAGCUCAAGUAGCCAAACCUCUACUUACCAGAAAAGAGUACGGAACAGACCAAAGCUUCCUUCAAUUGCGUGACUAUAUCGUUGAACAAAUGGGCAUGGAAUUCCAACACAGAUUAGCGGUCAUUGGAAGCCAAGAAAGUGGUUGGCCUAAGGCCCUUGGACUUUUAGUUGAAGGAGAAUCCCAUGGAAUGAAAAACAAAUAUUUCCGCGCUUCAGCUUUAAUUUCUAGUGUGAAAGAACUUACUAAUGUCCUCUACAAACAAACCAAACAAUACCAACAAGACAAAUCUCAAAGAUCUCAACAACAAUCUAGCGACAGUCAAUGGUCUAGUGCUGACAUCGCCAAACUGAUGGGAUACGAAAACGAAGAAAGAGAACAACUCGAAGGUGUCAUCAUCGCCGAAAUGGAACACAUGCAAAAAUUGUGGUCUUUCGACAACCAAACUAUCGAACAACUUUCUGAAGCUGUCCGUGAGCAAGAAAAAAAUUUGAAAAACGGCAAACACUUCAACUAUGCGAAACUUAAACAAUUGAAGGAAAUGGCUCUCUCUUACCCUACCGAAAUGGGAAUUCCAUUCCUGUACACCUAUGAUUUGCCUAUUUUGAUGAAAUGUGAAGGAAAAAUUAAAGCUUCCGCUUCCCCUCAAAUUGCCCAGAAUGGUGAAAUCCAAAUGCCCGAUAAAAUUUCAGCAAGAAUUGAGGCUGCCAUAACCAUGACCGCCAAAGCUCAAAGUCACUUGUCCUUUGUAACCCCAUUCGAUCAUCAAAUCUACAUGGCUGGUUUUGACAGAAAUAUGCAAUUGCACGUCCCAGUUAACGCUAAAAUUGAAGUUGAUGUUAAAACUCAACAAAGCGAAAUCGAAUUAGAAGUAGAAAAAGAACAAAAGGAUAUACGCAUGUUGCAUUUCAGCAGCAAACCAUACACCUCCAGAAGCGACAUUAUGACCAUCACUCCAGUUGCUCAUAGACCUAACACUCGCGUUAUCAAACCACAACAACCUCAACAGACCUUUGAUGUUAUGUACGGCAAAAAAGAAUGCGGUUUGGCCUUCCGUGCUUGGGGAUGCUAUCCCGAACAUUCUGUCAAUGUAGGAGAGUUGGUCAGAAUUUACCAAUCUGAAGGAAUCGAAUCCAUGUGGGAUAAAAUCUGGAACACUGGUUCUUUGGAACAAACUGAAGCUAAUAUUGUAUUCAUGCCAAGGCAAUCCACUAUCCAAAAAGUAACAUUACGUUCUAGAUUCGACCAAGAAUACAAGAGGAAACCAGAAACUCAGAGCGAAGAAGAUUUUCUCACUUUAAGUCAAGCUGCUGCCAAACUUCGUAGCAACGAACCCAGUGAACGUCAACAAGAAAUGAUGAAACACGUUGGUUCUGGAAUCAGAAGCGCCCAAUUGUAUUCUGCUGAUGUAUCUGUUGAACUUGCCGGUGAGCAUAAAAAUGAACACGUGUUUGGAUUAGCCUUUGGAAAGAGUAACGCCGAUCCAAAAUCCAGAGCUGUUAUUUAUUACAAAAACAAGAAUCAAGGACAAAAAAUCACCGCCGAAGCAAAAGCUGACGUACCUAACACAAAUGGAUUAGAUUUAACUGAAUCUUUGGAAACCGAACCUCAAGCCAAAUGGAACGUACGCGUGCAACAAGGACAAAAUGACGACACUGGUGCCAAGAUUUCCGCUAAAUUCGAUUUGAGCAGAAGCAAAGCCCGCAAACAAUAUUUGAUGAACGAAGAUACAAUGUACAAGGUAUGCAAAAAAGAAAUGCAGAAACGCAACUUCCAAUUGCCAGCCUGUCAAAACAUGACUAUUAGAGCUAACUUCCUUGACCAAAUUAAAUACCAACUUAAAUUCGAGAACUUCAACAAACAUCUAGCUGAAGCUCUUGAAGAUAUGUUGAAGGCAGCCCGUGUAUAUGCUUAUCCAAAGACUGAAAUCGACUCUGCUGAAACUCAAAAAAAUAUGGUGGAAGGUACUAUUCGCUUCAGACCACAAGACUUGAGACAAGUCAACUUCACCGUAAGAGCAAAUAAUGAAGAAACUAAAUUCUACAAUAUUUCUCUGCAAAACGAAAUAGCCCAAGCUAUCUUGGUUCAACACCCAGUAUUCCAUAUUCGUGCUAGAGUUGCCGGAGUUGUCCAAGGAUGGGAAAACUUCAGACCUACCUGCGUCAUUGACCAAACCGCCGCUCAAACCUUCAGUAAUAAAACCUAUCAUUUAUCUCUCGACCAGCAAUACACUGUUGUAAUGCAAUACAUUCCAAAAGACGCUCGUGAAAACGGUGAAGAUGAACAAACUGUUGAAAAACAAUUGAGGAAACAAGUUGAAAACUACAUUGUUCUCGCACGUCAAACUUCUGGAGACAAAAAAGAAUUGAUGAUUACCCUCAACCAUCCAAAAACCCGCGGCAAGACUGUACAAAUUGAAAUGAAACCUGAACAAGGCCAAAAUUCUGCUAAUAAUCCAGCUGCUAGUGUUAAGGUUAACGGACAACAAGUACACUUCGACGAUAAAGAAAUCGCUGAAUUGCACGAUGGAUUUGUUGAAAUUUAUGCUUUGCCCAAUGGUGAAGUUAAAGUUGAAAUCCAAAAUGCGUUCUACUUAAUCUUCGAUGGAGAACGUGUGAAAUUGACCGCCACCAGCUGGAAAUUCCGUGAUUCUAUCGCUGGUUUAUGUGGACGUUUCAGUGAUGACGAACAUGAGGAUUUCACUACCCCAGCCAACUGUGUCCUUGCUGACUCACGAAAAUUCGUAGAAAGCUACAAAAUUGAUAAAAAUGACCAACGUCGCGAAGAACGUUCCGGUGAAUGGAAACAACAAUGUGUUCAAAAAGUAUUGCCAUUGUACACCGAUGUCAUCUCAGACCGUGACGCUGGAAGAACCGAAAGCAGGAGAGGCCAGGACCAAAGACACAGCUCUACUGGUUCCAAAUUGAGACCACGUUACGUCGAAGAUAAUGGUGAAAUUUGCUUCACCAUUCGUCCAUUGCCCCAAUGCAACCAUUCAGCCCGUAAAACUGUCAGCAAAAAUGUUCCAGUUCAUUGUAUUGAGGGAUCCAAGACCGCCUAUUAUUUGAAGUCUCAAAUCGACCAAGGUGGUAACCCAGACUUCACCCGUAAAUCAGAAACCAAAAAGAUCCGCAUGGAAGUACCACAGCAGUGCAACUGAAUUGAACAUAAUCUAUUUUAGAUUAUUUUAGUUUUAAAACGAGCAUCCCCAAAAAUGUAAAAAAAAUAUGAAUAAAUUAAUGAUAUAUUUAUAAAAAAAAUCUUUUAUUUAAAUUGAUACUAUAGCUAUUGUU
Molecule: messenger RNA, 5518 nt
Organism: Ceutorhynchus assimilis (cabbage seed weevil)
Lineage: Eukaryota; Metazoa; Arthropoda; Insecta; Coleoptera; Curculionidae
Source: the annotation of a GenBank genome assembly